AUUUUAUUUCAGGGUGUUGAUCACCAUCAUCUGAAAAUAUUAUGAAUAUUACCAUGAUAAUUUUGAAGAGAGUGGAAAAAAAAAAAAAUCCGACUCCAAGCAAGCACAGAAGUCCAGUAUGACAUAUCAGUACAGUGACAUACGGAUGCCCGUGUGGCCACACUAAUUAUUGUCAGCGGCUGGGAGUGAUAUGGACUCGCAGAGAAAUGCAACGUCCUGCCCUUCUACAUCUUGAAUAGUGGGAGUCAUGAACCGCUGCAAGGUGACGCGUCCUCUGAUUUCAACCGAAACUUCAACCUAGACACGCCGUUUUUAUUUAUCACCAUCUGAACCUCACCAGCACAAACUGCACCAGCUCCUCGCUUAUCAAACAUAGGGAUCGGGACCAUCUUGCGCAGUGGGACGGCGAACGGAGCAAGCAGUGGCGGCGGCGGCGGCCACUCCGGGGAAUGUCGACUGGCCGUCAGUCCUGACAUCGGCCUCUUCUGAUCUCAGACACCAGAGUUGAUUUGAAUGAUUGGCACGUGGGAGCCACUGCAUGUUCACACAGACUGCUCCACUGCAAGCAGAGACAGAUUUGGUCCAUGUGUGGUCAGUGAAGUGUCCUAGAGAACAGCAUGGCAGUGUAUCAGUUGAGCGUCUGGGUGAGAUGAGUGUCAUCUGUAAGCAAUGUGAGCUCUAUUGACAAACCGGCACAGCUAUUCUCCAUACCAGACCUCCACCUCAAUCACCAGCCAAUCAAAUGCACCCAGACAAUAAACUGGCCAAUCAUGGCAAGCAGGUCACCAGUGACAGCCGAUCCCAAAUACCCAGUGUAAAUCAGCAGGCUCAGCAGCAGCAGGGAGCUGCUGGCCACCUGGGUCCAAAGGGCGUCGGAGCUGGGAGCCAUGGAGUCAAAACCAACCAGAUUUCCCCCGGCAAUCCUGGGCUGAAGACUGUCAGCCAAUCAGUGAGCAGCGUUGGAGGGAUGCUGAAAACCAAAUCGAAGCGGGAGCGGAGCGUCUCAAUUGACUCUGGUGAAUCAAGAAAUGCCAUUCCCCCAGCCCUGGAGACAGAUGCCAAAGGAGAGGGUGUUAUGCGCAGUAAGCGGCGCUGUGUUCUGGAAAAGAAACAGCCAUAUAGUGGAGAUGAAUGGUGUUCUGGACCUGACACAGAAGAAGAUGAAGACAAGCCACACACUGCAACCCACCGAGAGCGUGGGCUGACCGGUCCUAUCCAGGGGCUCUCUGAUCGCCUGUCUGCAGGGCCCAUGUCUGAGCCUGGGGGUCCUGUAAUGGGAUGUGGAGUGGGACCAGGGCUAAAGACAGAGCCACCUCAGGCUUCACAGCAAGUGGUGUAUGUUUUCACAACCAGCCUAGCCAACAGUGCUGCAGAGGCAGUAAUGAAAGGACAGGCUGAUUCCAUCCUUCGGUUUCACCAGCAAAAUGUACCACACACCAAGUUGGAGCAGGGCCACCCAUCAGGGAAGCUUCCUAACCUAUCUGAGAAGGUAAAUUCCAGCAGCUCUCCACCCACAGGUACCCCUAAAUCCCAAAGUGGAACUCCACGGCCAGCCUCUGCAGGAGUUGGAGGCCCAUUGCAUCCUGCAGGGACACCGUCAUCAGCGGGACACUCCGAUAAUGAAUCUUCUCAGACCAGACCUGGCGGUGCCUCUAGCAAUAACAGCAUUGUUACCCAUAGGUCAGAGGGAGGAAGCAUGGCCACACCUGCAGGCCCAGUCCCAGGAAAUGGCGAUGGGGAGGGUGCAGGGGGUAUGACUCUUCCUGUUGCUACUGUCUCCCCUUCAGGGAGUCCCCCAAUCCUAUCUGCACACUUACAGAGUGAUACAGGCCAGAGGAGUGGCCCAGGGAACACAGAUGGUCUUUCCAAAGAGCAGCUGGAACACAGGGAGCGCUCUUUGCAGACACUGAGAGACAUAGAGAGGCUGCUUCUGCGCAGUGGGGCAAGUGGAGGCCCUGGGGACACAGGAGGCUCGAACAACAAUGCUAGUAAUAACUCCUCCAACCUAAAUAAUAACAACAAUACUGAUAGGAGUGGUAUUCUCGAGGACAGUGACAAUGGUACUAAUAACUCUGGAAAUUGCAGUAAUAGUAAUAUGCUAUCAACAGCCUUGGCUCCAAUCGGAGGGAUGAAGAAAUACGAAGAACCCCUCCAGUCCAUCAUUUCUCAAACGCAGUCCCUUGGUGGACCUGCCCUUGACAGCCCUCAAAUGGACUCUCACCAUAACCUACCACAACACCCCCAUCACCAGCUGUCUUCACCUGGGGUCGACAUGGGUCCCUUACUCGGACCAGAAGGGCUAACCCCAGAGCAAAUGGCGUGGAGGAAACUUCAAGAAGAAUACUACCUAGAGAAGAGACGACAACAAGAUAUGCAACCCCCCACACAUCCCCAGCACUUUAGAAUGAUGACUGAGAUGGGCAUGCAUGGAGGUCCUAUCAUGAUGAGAGGACCCCCUCCUCCCUACCACAGCAAGCCUGGAGACCAGCAGUGGGGUCCUGGCAAUAUGAUGGGGGGAGGAAUGGGUGGAAAUGCACGAAUGAUAGACAUGCACCAAGAGGGACCCCGUGGCGCAAGGUUCCUGGGACAGAUGCAGAGAGGACCACCUGGGGGAGGGGGUUUUCCUGGUAGUACGGGCGGAGUUUUAUCAGUGGAGGGUCUAGGACCCCAAAGACCCACCAGGCCAGGGAUGAUUUGGCUAGAUGAUAUGCCCAACAACAUAGGUGGUGGAGGUCCUUUUCAUGGCUGCUACCCCAGUGGACCUCCUCAGCACUUGCAAGGUGACCCAGAGCAUUUAUUAACGCGUGAGGAAAUGUUUCGCAUCAUGGAGAAACGGCAGAUGCAGGGGCUUCCUAGAUUUGAACUUGACAGAUUAGCUAAACAGCAGCAACAGGGUAACCUUGGUUCAAGAAUUAUGGAUAAUCAUGGGGGCCCAGACUUUCCCAAUUUGGGAAUGGGCAGGGGUCCACCCUCCACUCGAGGUGAUCCUAUGGACUUUACUGGCCCACGGGAGAUUAUGGGCUCUCCUGGAGGGGGUCCUCAGAUGAGAGACUUGGUGGAUUCUCCUCUGGGGAGCCACCUCACAAUGAACAUGAAUCCACAGAUGAAUGUUCAGCAACAACAGCAGAUGAUGCUAUCUCAGAAACUCAGAGGAGGUCCUGCAGGAGGGGGGCCUUUAGGUGAGCUGUUUAGCCCUGGAGAGAUUUCACGAAUCAGGGCGUCACAGAAUGGAAGAGGAGUAAGUAAGGGAAUGAUCCCAGUACCUGAUGGCCCCUUCCAGUUUCCCAAUCAAGGUCCCUUCUCUGGAGGACAGGUGGAAGGGCCCUAUCUUCAACAACCUGGCCCUGAGAUGUUUGGGCCUGACCAGCAAGGUCCUAAUCAAAUGGGAGGUACGUCACGCCUUAGUCAUAUGCCGAUGACUGGAGGCUUUAGGGGACCAGACCUCGGUCCUAGGCACCCCUCUGACCUAUCAAUCAAUGUUAACCCCCUGACCUCUCCUUCAGUGCCUCCUCCUCAUCAGCUCAAGUCUCCAUCCCUCAACCAAGAGCCAUCUCCUCUUCUACCUUCCCCCUCUGCUCCAGGACUGAAGUCACCCUCACAGAUCUCCUCUGCAGGGCAUCACCCCCCUCUUCCCCCUGCAUCAGGUGCUGGGACUCCUUCGUCUUCUUCCAUGAAGUCUCCCCAGGUAAUGGGGUCUUCCAACCUUAUGUUGCACUCUCCGUCUGCCUCUCCUGGACAACUCAAGUCCCCAGCCAUGGCUGUGGGCUCUCCAGGGUGGUCAUCUCCUAAAACAGCUCUUCCAAGUCCAGGUGGUCCAACCAGUGGGAAGGUAGUGGGCAAUGGAGGAAGUAUUUCUACUGACACAGGCCAAACACUUCCCCCCAGGAGUUCCAACUCUACUCCCAUUAGCCAGCCAGGAUCUAUGAAUCCUAGUAUGCCGUUUACUUCCUCUCCCGAUGCCCCUCCAUCUCAGAAUCCUUUAUCUCUUAUCAUGUCUCAGAUGUCCAAGUAUGCCAUGCCCAGUUCUACUCCUCUCUACCAUGAUGCAAUCAAAACAAUUGCCACUUCCGAUGAUGAGAUGCUGCCAGAUCGACCUCUUCUGUCUGGUGUCAGCAUUGGAGGAAACAUGGGGAACCCCCAGACCUCCCAGAUACUUGUCUCCCAGGGCUCCAUUGGUCCCCACAGUGAUCCACAAAGCCCCAUGGGUAUUGUAGGCCAAGGUCAGCAGCACCUGUCCCAUGAUGCCUCAGGACCUGUGCUUUCUUCCCCAAACCACAUGGGCAUGCCUGCCAUGAAUUCUGCCAUGAUGGGGGGAGGCGCACCUGACAGAAUGGGGCCCUGCAAUGUUUCACCUAUAUCUCAGAACCAGAUGGUAGGUUUUCCUCGCAUCCAGCCACCACCUCAUGGGCCCAUGCACUCACCUAUUGGAGGAAUGUCACAGAAUUUCUCUCAGUCUAAUGAGGAUAUUCUGCCACCUCAGCAGUUACACCUGCUUAGCAAAGGUCAUCCUCACCAACGCCCCUCUCACCCCUCAGACUCAUUUGCCUCUUUGCCCAUGGGGGAUGGCCCGGAUCUAAGUGAAGUCAUAAGACCCACUCACACAGGGAUCCCUGAGUUUGAUCUCUCCCGCAUCAUCCCUUCUGACAAGCCCAGUAGCACUCUUCAGUAUUUCCCCAAGAGUGAGCCACAUCAAGGGCCACCAUCCCAGCAACCUACUCCACAGCAGCUCCUCAAACAGCUGUCUUCUUCUGGCUCUCCCCACAGCAGUGGCUCUUCAUCCAACCCCCACUUAGCAAACCUACAGAAUAUGAUGGCUGAACAGCAGCUGCCACCUCACCCCUCACAUGGUGGAAUACGUCAAAGCAUGGGCAUUCCUCAGGGGGGCUCUAGGGGUAUGGUUUCUGGUGGGGGCAUGGGCCCCAUGUGUCCCCCCGGACAUAUGAUGGGAAGGACAGGCAUGGUGCCCCAGCAGCAACUCCAGCAACAGCAAGCCAUGAUGGCAAACAGUCUUUUCCACCAUCCUUCCAAUCCAUACCCUGGCAUGAUGUCCUCCCAGCAGCACCCACACAAUCUGAUGGCACAGCAGAACAUUAUGAUGAUGCAGGCUAAGCAGCGAAGCAUGUCAAUUCCAGGGGAUCCCUUUGGCCCCCAGGGUCCUCUAAUGUCCCCUCAGGGUCCCAUGAUGGCCCCCUCCCACCCACAGUCUGGUAUGAUGGGCCCCCAGUCUCUCAGACAGCGUGGAAUGUCUCUGGACAGUCCCAUUGGCUAUGGCUCCGGAGGUAUGGCCAAUAUGCCAUUCUGAUCCAGCUCACAUAAACUGUAAAAAAACAAAAA
Siniperca chuatsi (mandarin fish) is the source of this 5334-nucleotide messenger RNA. It is a transcript of the gene bcl9l, whose product is annotated as bcl9 like. Gene Ontology annotation, cellular component: beta-catenin-TCF complex. The coding region runs from base 743 to 5302 and encodes 1519 amino acids. The transcript has 10 exons. Gene Ontology annotation, molecular function: transcription coactivator activity; beta-catenin binding. Gene Ontology annotation, biological process: canonical Wnt signaling pathway; positive regulation of transcription by RNA polymerase II; negative regulation of transforming growth factor beta receptor signaling pathway. Lineage: Eukaryota; Metazoa; Chordata; Actinopteri; Centrarchiformes; Sinipercidae. The record is from RefSeq and is a predicted model, not a curated record.